GAAAAAGUUUCCGUUUGACGUUUGCGCGCCAUAAUUAGAUUCCAUCCAAACCGGAAGUUACCGGUUGGAAUCACGGGAUAGACCACUGGCUGACUGACCCAGCUAUUUGGAAGCUUCAAAUCAGCUGUAUGGUGGCCAGCUGAGUCGAACUAUGCAAUGGAAGCCAGUAAACCAAAGAGAAAACACAAGAAAAAGCUCAAAGAGAAAUCAACGAAAACUACAGAAAAAGAUGAAGUAACUGAAGACUCAAAAGGUUUGAAUAAUUCCAUUCGCGACUUGUUAUCGGGUGUAUAAACUGAUGAACCUACAAGCAUUGAUAACGUAAUUUUUGUUUGAUUUAGCUGAGUUUGCUAUUUUCUUGAUUUGAUAGGUGAUACCUGUAAUGAUUUAACAAAAACAGAAGCGAGCACUGCUGGAGAAUCAAGCGGCACUGCUUGUGUAAGUGAAACUUUAGCCGACGAUUCCGCCAAAUCGAACUUGCCUGGCUUAAUUGCUGAAAAUGACAGUGUUAUUGAAAGUUCAAAGAACGAAAUAGAUAUUCAACGAAGUGACGAAAAUUCUACGUCAAACCUACAAGGAAGAGGUGAUUUAACCGAAGAUGCAGAGAAACGAGAAAACAAAUUAUCUUUUCAUGCACAAGUUGAAGUAGAAUUGGAUAGAAACAGUACAAAAUCAGAGAAUAAUGGGGAGGAUCAGCAUAGGGACACUUCAGGAAAUUUAAAUACAAUACAGCUUGAUAGCACUACACAGGGAAAGAAUGAUGAUGAUUCUGAUUUUAAAAGUGAUUCUAAUAAAACUGAAAUUCCACCUGUGGAUGAAAUUCAAACUGUUGAUCAAAACAAGGCAUCUGAUGUUUCUGCUAAUGUAAUGAAGACAGAAAAUGGUGAUGCACGUUCAGUCAGUGAAAUCCCUAAAGAACCUAGGAUGGUACAACAUGCAUCAAAAAACACAAUUGCAAGUGUUUCAGCAACUGAAGAAGUUAAAAAUGUACCUUCACAAGUGAUUUCUGACAGACAAGUGAAAGCUUCUCAGAUGUAUCCAAAACUGGACUCUUUAGCAAAUGAAGCAGGUAUUUAUCCUUUUACGUUUACUCGUAGCCACCCCUGUAAGGCUAUGUUCACACUAGCUACACUGGAGAGCCAUUGCACCAGCACAAAAAUCAUUCCGGAUAGGGCUUCCUUUCACACAUAAUGCUGAGUUUGGCCCACAAUUUCUGUAGUAAAUUGAGUGAAGCUGCACGACACCAUUCUGAAAAGUGGCCAUGGAGCUCAUCACAUAUUGGAUAGGUUUUGGGCCAAACUGUGGUGUAGUAUGAACAGGUGUCUUGACGGUAGCGGAAGUGAAUAACUGGGAAAGAGGACUGAAAUCCACUGAGCUAAUGUAAAUAAUUGGGAUUUAGAGAACAAAAGCCACUUGGUCAACCACUCUGGCACAAUGUUCAAUGUCUGUGAAUGACUUGUUCCUCCUCUGUGCCGUUGCUGUUCAUAGUAUACUGGAUAGCUUUUCGUGUUGACACAAAAAGCUGUUCGGUAGGGUGUGAACAUAGCCAAAUAUAACCAUUUUUGUUUGCUGUGGCAAAUAAAUUGUACGUGUAAAAAUUUAAAGGAAAUAUAAGAGGCUUAAUUGGAAUUUUCCAGAAGGUCAUGGGGGUGUUAAAAAAUUUUGCUUUUAUGGAGGACAUACGGAUAUUCUCUGGAGCUAUACCUUCACCUUCUUUAACCUCCCUGCAGUGGUAUACCUGCCAAAAGUCACGCCUGUGGAUCGAAAAAUUGGAUAUCACGCCUACUCACACCUGUUUUCCAGUUUAUCAUGCCUGGUAGAAAAGGUUGAGCCAUUACAGCAUCAACUGGCACAUUUUGAAAAAAUACAUUAAUUUUUUAAAGAAACUGGAAUCAGUGAGAGAAAGUCACUUGAGAUGGGGUCGUUUUCCUUCGUGUUCCCGUGUUUGUGUUAGACAGAACUCUUUGGAAUGUCUUCAGAAGUCUUCGGAUAUCUUCCUUUAUUAUCGGACCCCUAUGAAAAAUCCUGGCACUCUCAGGAUACAGGAUAAAGAUGUCACUUAUUAAAUUGAAAAUAAAGUUGGCAGAUAUACAAUGGCCAUCUCCUUUCAAUCCCUUUUUUUUUUUUAUCAAAGUGGCCAUUGAAUGCUAGUGGAACCCGAAAUAGAGGUUGGGUGGAGAUGGGGGAGGGGGGGGGGGGAGAGAUCAGAUUACGACGAUGACUUACUGUCAACUCACUUAUGUGUGAAUUUACAUAUUGGUACGUCCGUGUGAUAAUUUGUUGGUACAAGGGGAUUUAUACAUGACUGUCAGGGACAGAGGACCAAUAGUAACAUGUACGGCCUUUAAGAACACAAACUCCUGGUACCGAUGAUGUCAGCAGUUACUAGAGCUGCAGAAUUGUCUUGGCUCCACCUGGUAAUUCUUUUAUACUAAAACAUUUUUUUAAGUCUGGGUCAUUAAGGACAGUACAUAAAUGAAUUAGGUACAGUUUUAGCUGAGUUACCUAAUAUAUUUUGUUCUUCAUUAUAUUAAUAGUGUCAAGUAUAAGACAGUACAGAACUACUCUGGAGGCUUUUAGUGAGGAUCAUUUAAAAACUUUCUACUUCAACCCAUUGCUUGAACAGAUGGAAGGAUUUGUAGAGCAUUUCCUCCGGGUAUGAUUUGAUGCACGUCAAAUGUCAUUUUACUGUUUAUCAUCUAACUUUUUCAAGUGGCCUUACUCAAAGUUGCAAACAUGCUGGUUGCUUGCAAAUUUAAAAAUAAUAUUACAACAAUUAAUAAUCACAAAUUGCUUCAAAAUGUGCAAAUUUAUUACCUGUUUGUUAAACCUUUCUAUAGAUGUUUUUUUUUACAAGAGAUGGUGUCAUUAUGAGAAUCAUAAGAGUGCUUAUGACCUGGUAAAAAUUUAAAAUUCAGAGUUCCAAGCCUAGUCAUAAGCUCAUAGAAUCCGAGUCACAGGAUCAGAAUGUUUUCCAUUUUUCCCAAGAGUCCAGGGGGGAGGGUUCUUUCAGGGCUUAACAAGGGUUUAUAUCAAUCAAUCAAUAAUGUAUUUCACUACACUGGCCACACACAACAAAAGCUGAUUUCUAUGUUGGGUGUUUGGUAAAUUUCAGAGAAUAAUAUUAAUUACGUAAAAAUGUACACCAUUUACAAAAUUUAGCUAGUUUUACAAUAUAUGUUGGUGGGAGUUUAUAUUUAAUGCAUUUAAUUUAUAUGUCAUUCUAGCUAGUGUGACGAAAUUGCUGGUGUGUAAUUGCCAUUUUGUUUCCAGAUAAGUAAACAAGAUGAUCAUGAGUUCUAUGAGCUAGUCAGUGCAUAUUUCAGAGGAAGAAAUGCUUUGGCUGUGGCCAUUAAAGAAUAUGAGGUUGGUGGUUAACCCUUUCAAUGUUAACAUAAAAAUUCAAUCUCCAGUCUAUACAUUUCCCAGGAAGUAUAGAAUUUAAGUGGUGGGAAGUAAUCAAAGUGUUAAAUUAUUCUUCUUGUGUUACAGUACAUGUAUCAUGUCCUUCAUAAUAUUGUUACCACUCUGUUUAAAAUAAGGCAUUGAUGAUGUCUAACAAGGAUAAAUUUGAUGUUGAUCACUCUUUUAGGGCAGUUUUAACUGAUUACCAAAACCAUAAAUCCUAUUGCCCAGAGUGAAUGUGUUCUAACAGCAGUUAACUUCCUGCUCAGCUGAUUCAUGAUUUCAAAACACUUGUGUGUUGGUAAUUGUUUUAGCAAACUAAAUUUUUUAAUUUAUCAAAUCUGAAUCCACACAGAAAAGUCCUCCACUGUAGGAUUUUUUUUUCCAUUUUUAGUAAUAACAAGUUAAAGUUUUGGAAAAAGUAUGCUUGAGGGAAGUUCAAUACAGAUCUAGACUGGACAACUGCUGCUGCUCUGACUAUUUAUUAUCUUGUUUGUCAUAGAUUUUGCUUGCUGAGUGUGAGAAGAAAAAAGACCAGUUAUGGAUUACUAAGGAUUUUACAGUAGCAGCUCAGGUAGGGAAAGAACUGUUUUUUUCAUUCUAGAUAGCUUAUCCACAUUAUAAUGCAACAACUGCAUUUUAUUGAGUUUCUUUUUGUCCUGUCUUGGAAGAAGUAUGUCUCUUAACUUUUGGGGUGAUUAUUCAAUGACAUUUUUGUUUGUUUCAUUCUUUUAAUUAUAGAAUGUCUCCCUUGCAAAUUAGCAGAUAUUCUUAUUUUGUGUUCACUGAGGGGUGUGUUAAACUUAGUAACUUAAUGAAUUUAUUCCAGAUUUAAGUCACUAUUAAAUGUUACUUUCAGGGAAAAUGUCAGGAUCAAGUGAAUGUGACACAUAACCAUACUUACCAGCAAGUUGAGAUGAACCAAAGCAUCCCAAAAGAGAUUGAGAACAUUUUAGACAAACUACACAAGGCUUUGCAUGAGGUAACAGUGACAAAAACACAGCUGUACAUGUGAUAACAUAAUAUCUGUCUGAUUGACAGAAAGGUACCCACAGUACUGCUCAAAAGUAAGUCAUUACGACCCUCCCUAGUUGUUUAAUUAUAGACAAUCCUAUAGCUUCAUAGUGUUCACAUUUUGAUUGUAAAGUCUAAAUCUAUUAUUUAGCCAGGUAACCCUGGCUAAAUAACAUUUAUUAUUAUAUGUACUGGUACUUGUCAAUUAAUUUAUUUAGUGUAAUCAUUCUUUUAUAAAGUUUUUUAUUUAUAUCUGUUGUCUCAUGACUGUCACUAGAAUAUUGAUUGUGACAUUUUGACUGCGUACUGCAGGUUUUCAUCAGGUGACAGUGGUGACCUACAAGGAUUAUUUGUACCUGCACUGUGGUUGUUGGUGAUUGGUGUAUCACAAACCUCUCUCUUAUGAAGCGGGUUUUGCCAAUAUAUUCAUAUACUUGGGGUGGAAAUUAAAAAUGCGAAAUGGGAAGGUAGAUGCGUGAACAGGUUAUUAAAGGAGCACGAUAGGGAUAUGUGGCUUUCAUGAGCUCAAACUUCAACUGUUUCUGAACAUGCCAAUAAGACCAGGCAUUAUCUCCUUUAGGACAAGGUUAAGUUUAUUUAUGACUGGUACUCUUGAAAAGUGAAAGAGGCAGCAUUCACGCAAGACUUCAUCCUAACAACAUCAACUGGGACAAAGGAAUUGAGAUUCUUGAAGCAUACGUGGAUGCCUAUGAUCAGACUGCUGAUGGAUCGGAACAGUUUCCUCCUCUAAUAAUACUAACAAUGCUUUCGAUCAAAAGCUACCAAACCAUAAACACGGUUCGUGAUACACCAAUCACCAACAGCUAUGGUGGCGCAGAUAGUCCUACUCAGUAAAUCAACACAAUUGCCUGAUGAAGACCUACGGAAUGUGGUCAAAAUGUUGCAAUCUAUAUCCAAGUGACAGUAGUGAGACCCUAAAAUACAUGCUAACCAUGAUAAACAGUAUGUUUCAUGACCUUGCAUUUUUUGUUCUCUUUUAUAGACUCUUGCAUUGCAGAAAUAUACAUGUCAACUUGCUCGCCUCCAUGUUGACAUGUAUAUCUAUGAUAUGCUGCGUAAUUCAUCAAUUUUAUCUGGUGUUACAACUGAUACACUCAUUACUGGUAAGUGAAGACUAUAUUAGUUAUUCGUUAUUUGUAAGUGAAGAUCAUAUUAGUAAAAGCAAGUCUCAACUUAAAUUAUUAUUAUUAUUAAAAAUUAUUGUGCUACCUAACAACCAAGUAUUUUGUUUGUACAGAGUUAUGCCCUGCUGAUAUGAACCAAGAGGUUCAGAAUGAAAUUCAAAAGUUACGAGACUGUAUCAGCGUACUAUUCAUGUUUGUCCGGCAACCAAUCCAGGAUACAGAAUUUGUUUCUGUUAUGAAUGGCUGGAUGGAGCAAAUGGUAUGAUGUACAAUCAUGUAGUUUAUUUUUAAAGAAUGUCAGCAGAAGUGUUAGACUAGUCAAGAUCUUUAGCUUUUUAAUUUUUUUAACUGUUGCAAAAUGUAAGUUUCAUCAGUUUUGCAUGUUUUUUUUUGUGUAAACAUAAACCAUAAAGGCCUUAUUGGGGACCAUAUUUUAUUUGUCUUACAAGAUGUAUGCAUGCAAGUGCAUUAAUAUUAAUACACUUGAAAGACCCCCUGUAGUGUGAUUCUCAUAAGCAACCUCCUCCCAUAAGUGACUGGCAGGUCUUUGCUUUUCGGGUGGUCCCUUACAGGAAGUUCGACUAUAGUUUUUAAUCUGAAAAGUGCUCAGUAACUCUAAAAGUAUGGUCACACUUUGUAUAGAAGUUUCUUGAUAACAUAUUCCACCACUGUUUCAUUUCAUUCUACAGACUUGACCCUAUGUGUUUGAGGGUUUAUCUUAAGAUAAAUUAAUAAUCAACAGUUAAACCCAUCAACAAUAGAUGGGUGUGGGGAAGGUGCCUGGUGAAACAGAAAGGGGCCGCAAGCGAGCCUAGAAGGUAACCAUGACAACCCUUGAGCGGCACCCACCAGGCAUCGUCACACUGAGAACCUCAGUGGAAAAGGCACAUACCAAGAAAAGCAUCCAGAGAGGAGGGAGAGUAGGGGGCAAAAUGAUUGACUUCUGUGACAGUACUGUAAAAUCACUAAGGCCCUGCUAAACCCCAAGACCGCCCCACAUACGAUUAGUGGUUGAGACUGCUGGCCAGCAUUGUCUCAUGUUUAACCUCUCCUAAAUUACAUUUAGCCAGUCUUCAUAAAUUAUGCAUUUACCGUAUUUCCUCAUACUUGGUGGCUAUUACUUGGAAGAAGGUUUCUGAUACCUUAAGAUCCCUAAGUACAUUGUCAACUUUUGAAAAAUCAGUCCGCCAGCUAAGGUUCUAGCUAAUUCUCAAUAAUAUCUAUAUUCUAUUAUGUAAUUAGGCUUUUUAUUGUAUAUAGCUAUAUCACGUAAUUUUAGGCUUUAUACUGUAAAUUAGUUUUUGGAUUUCCCUUUCUUUCUCUAUUAUUUCAUUAAUGAUGUCCUAUUAUUUUAUUUAUUACUUUUUUUAUUAUAAAAUUAGCCAUUUUUAUCUGUCUUCAUAAAGCUUAUCAAAGGUUACAAAAUUUUUUUCUAAGAUAGAUUGAUAAUUGUAAUUUUAGAAAAGAUGAAAUAAAUAAAUUUAUGCUCAUAAUUUCAUUCCUCUAAUAAUUUAGUUCAAACGUUUUGUCUGUAUAUACCCCUAGUUUUUAUUUUAUUUUAAAUUUUAAUUGCAAACGACCCCAAUAAGCUCACGUAGCUUUAAUACUAAAAAUUAAAAAAGGCUAUCUAUCUACAGGGUUGAUUAUUUGAAACACAACAAGUAGGGGAAAUCAAACAGCUAGGGAUUUCUUUUGGUUCUAUUUUUCUUCUAUUUUCCAAAAAAGUAUUGCCCACUGGAAAAUCGUUGUGCCCCUAAAUAUUUUUUUUUAUUAUUCCAUUAAAUCAAAAAUGAUCAACCCGAGAUUAAAUAAAGCUUCAAAUAAACUGAACAUGGGCUUUUUUGAAGUGUUCCAAAUUUGGUUCCUUAUUUUGUUUUAACUAAUUUUCAUUAAACUGAACAUGGGCUUUUUAAGUGUUCCAAAUUUGGUUCCUUAUUAACCAAUUUUCAUUGUCAAUAUCCUUGGUGUUAGAGCUUGAAUAGUCACUGAUCAGUUUUGCUGGAUCAGACUCCACUUCAACUUGACAGAGAGGGUAUAAAAGAAAGAGAAGAUGGCUAGAGGGGUAGGGGGGGAUUAUUCGGGGAAGGUGAUUAAUCGAGGGAUGGCUAGUAUUUGAGGAAAUAUGGUAAAUACGUAAUAGUGCAUGUUCUCUUUUAAACAGGUUGCUAUUCUCCUUCGUGUUGCAUCAUUAGCUGACCUUGUAUUCCUGUUAAAUCACAUGCUGAGAUGCCCAGCAGGUUUUACCAGUAAAAUAGCUCAUUUCAUCCAGUUCCCUGUGCCACAGUUCAAAACCCAAGGCUAUAAUGUUGUUGAUGAACCUUAUUACUGGGACAAUCCUCUUGUUCAUCAUUUUGUUGCAAUGUUAUCUGCUCUCCUGCAUCCUGUUAGGUGAGGACUUUAGAAUAAACAAAACAGUUGUAGGGUAGUAUAAAUUUUGCAACUCAGACUCAGUUUGAGAUUGUCGCUUGGUUUUUAUAAGGUAGAACAAUAUUCAUUAUACACAGCUCUUUAAAGAUGACAUUGCUCACUUCCCUAUUAGGAAUUUUCUUUAGAUUAAAGCUUAUUAUGUUAACCAAGGCUGUGCUGUACACUGUAGCUGUGAAUAGAGGAAUUUACAUUGUUUAUAUUCAAUGUUGGUCAUAUUCAAUUUUGUAUAUUAUUUUGUUUUUGGGUAUGGUAGUGUUUGUUGAUGAGUUUGAAGUAAAGGAGUGUAAAAUUUGAACCCAAGGAUAGAAUUGACUAGCAAAAUAUACACCUACUGAUGAAACAAAUACUCAAAAGGUGAAAUAUUUAUUAUGUUAAUUAUAUUUUCGUUGUUUUUUCUUGCAGGGAAAGAGACACUUUUCUACAAAAGCUUGCAAUAGGAAAACAAGGUAAAUUGUUUCCAUUGGCUUAACCCAGUAUAGAUCUGCUAUUGUUUCCAUUGGCUUAACUCAGUAUAGAUCUGCUGCACUUAUGAACACUAUUUUGUUUAGUUCACUGUUGCCCAACCAGCCUCAUUUUCAGGCAAAUAUACCAUUGAUCCACCUCUUUUCCAAGAAAAUAUACUAUUGAAGCGAUGGUAUAUUGCUUGCGUCUCUUCAAAUUUGGUCAAUGCCGGCUGGUUACUAAGAAUUAGCCUGGAGAUGUGAGGCACUCAGAAAGGAUGAAAUAUUUUGGAUGAAUAAUAAAUCUAUCUAUUUAUUGCCAUGACAGAUUUGCCCUCAUUUAAAAGCCAUUGCUAGGUAACAGUCCAAUUUUUGAAAGGGAGAGUCAUGUCAUUAAUAAUCCGUUGUGCUUGUGGGAAACACCGGAUGAGGAAUGAUUUGCAGUUGUUAACUUAAAAUGAUACAGGAUGUACUUUGUAAUUUUUUUAGGUGCUGUCAGUCUGAUAAGCUGGACUAUUGUGGAUGAUGAUGGUGAAUCUCUGGAGGUUAGUUCUGUGUAUGUACAAGCUUUAAAUUGUACAAUUUUUGAAUAAAUGAACUUGAGGCUUGGUUUACCAACAAAGAUAACUUAUCGACCAGACGUCGUAUGAUUCCGCUUACAUGCUAAAGUGGCCACAUUGCCAGCAUGGUUGCCUCGGUGGUGUAGGCAGUAGUGGUUGUCACACCCGAGUACAAACCAGGGAGACAUCCAUUUGAUUCCGGCUCGAGACAACUAUGUUUUUAUUUUCAGAUGAGGUGUGUGUCGACAGUCUUCUUACACCAUGUGUUGUGGUAAUAGUUUGUUGUAUUCACUUUCAACCAGACUUAAGUUAUUGCUUGAUUCCUUUGAAUGUCUUAGUGAUGCAAUCUUGUCAGAUUUAAUAAUAUGCAGGGCUGAAAACUUCCUGUUACAUUAUUCUUUUUUGUCCAUACUUAACUGUGCCUACUGUAAAGUAUCAAGGCUUAUUAAUCACAUGCAAGUCUCAUGAUCUAUUAAAAUCAGCACUACAAUGAAACCAUUGACAAGUUUGCUGGGAUUUUUCUCCCUGGUAGGUUAUUGUUCACUAAUGGGCAUAUAAGUAUGAUAGAAAAGAGGUGGUUACGUAGGUAAUUUACCUAAUACUGACAGCUGAUGUUUUGUUUUCCUUACCUGAAAUGUAUUCUUGCACAACAGCUCAUUUUAAUAGACAGACAUGUUGAAAAGAUAUUCUGACCAUGAAGUUUCAUUUUCAGGAUGAGGAUCCCGAAACCAGUUGGAUGUUGAUUGAAGAAAGUGAUCUCAUUGCCGUAUUUUCACAGUUUCCAUUUGAUGCUAUUUUCAAGCACCUUCUUAAAAUGGAUCCUAACACACCUAGUAAGGAAUUAACCAAAAUCAGAUGUAUUUUAUAGAUACUUAAACAACUCCAUGAACUCUUUUACCUUCCCAUUACUUUGUACAUUGUCCAUUGUUGCACUCCAAGAUGCAGUUCAAUGGUUGUGUAGUGUUCAGUUCUGUUACACCCUGUUUUGGGCUAGCAACAACUGUAUAUUUGCCUGUUGAAGGGUAAUACAUCCAUCUCUCUUGAGAUGCCAAACAAAGGGUUAUAACUGUCUACCUUUAUAUGUAAUAAAAAUGGUUUUAUUGUGCAAAAUUCGGUUAUAUAUCAUAAGUUAAACUUUGUUAAAAGAAUCCUUUACCCCCUUAUUGCCUCCCUAUCUUUGAAAUCAUUUAUUGAAAUAGUGUGUUCACCCUUCUACUGUUGAAUCAGAUGUAGCUCCCAAGUCUGCUGAUAAUAAGGUCUUCGGCGUUACCGGCUCACUUACCUAAUCCAACGGACCCGGCACAGAUGUUUUCCUUUUUUGAUUGCUUGCUUUAUGAACUUCCUUUUUUCUUAAUUUGCAGAUGAUCUCCUUACUGAAUCACACUAUCAUGUUGAGCUCACUACAAGUCGUGAUAUCAUGAGAAUGUUGGCAUUUGCAUCAUGUACUGUGUACGUGAUGGGAAAUGCUUUCCGUACCUAUGAGAAAGUGCGUUACAGGGCAUUUGUCAAAAGAGUUGGACGAACUAUCAGGUAUUUUGUUUCUUAAAAUUCAAACUUGUGGGCUUAUAUUUGGCUGUGUACUUACCACGAUGGUUCAGUGAGUAACGGUUUGGAAAAUUACUGUGGGAGUUUUUCGAACAAUGUGGCUUGGACAAAGAUCUUGUUUUCCUAGUAGAGAUCGUACCUCUAAGAGUUUCCUAUCACCCAAACUUUUGCUUUCAAACCAAACAUGGCUCUUGCAAAAUGAUAUUUAAUGUUUUAUGCUCAUCACUCAAGCAUUUCUAAUUAUUAUUCUUCUGAUGUGGAACCUUGAAGCCACCCGAUUUUACAUUUUAGGACUUUCUAAUGAUUAUCUUGCAGAAGAAAUUUGAUUUCAAUUGAUACGUAGAUGAUUUAAGUUAGAAAUGAACUUAACUGUUGCUCUUCCAUUUUGACAUGUCUACUGUACCUUUUUGGGAAUCAUAAUCUAUACCUUGAGGUAAUAAUUAAGUUUAAUGUAAAAUUCUUUAGGCAGAUCGUUCAGUAUGCGUUGGAUCACUGGUCUGACUACAGAAGUUGGAGAGUUAAUGUGUGCGUAGACUCAGAAGAUACGGCUCCACACUCCUUUCCACCCGGUGACCAGUAUUCUCUAAAUCGUUUGCAAGUAGAAGUUGAUCAAUUUUUUCUUAGAGCUGCACACCAGAUCAUAAGUGCGCACAGGUAUUUAACGUGGCAACAGCAUUAUAUUAAAAUAAGAAUAAAAUUGCUCUGUUCGUGAUAGAUGCUCUAUCUAUCUUUUGGUUCGCAAUCUUUCUUUCUUGUAAUCAUCCAGUGCAGAAGUCCAAAUUGAAUCCCUUUGCACAACCAAUGGAGAUAAUAUAUAUAGGAGGCACAAUGACCCACUGGUUAGUUCUUUGGUUCCUGUAUCAAAAGGUCUGGGUCUAGGCCCGGCCAGGGUCAUUCUUAUUGUGUUGUGUUCUUGGGCGAAACGGUUUAUUCUCACAGUGCCUCACUCCACCCUGGGCUGGGUUGUUCAAAGCAAGGUUAAGAUAGCCCAGGGUUAGUGCGAAAUAUGAAUUCAGAUAUGAAAGCUUAAAAAUCAAAUUCAGCUGAAUUAUUUUUGUCUACGAUUUGGUGAUAGGAUACUCUAAAAAGAAUAGAGAAAAUUGUCCGAGAAAAUGCUUUUGAUAAAAAGAAACAGAAGUCCGGGUUAAAAUCUAACCCUGGGUUAGCGCCAAUCGGCCUUCGAACAGCUGGGCCCACUGGUGUAUAAAUGGCUACCAGCAGAUGGACGGACUGGCAUCCCGUCCAGGAGAGGGGGGGGGGGGGUGGGGUUGGAGUUGAAUAUGCACUUACUGCUUUUCCCACAAGCAUUUACAAUCAUAGACUGAAAUAAUGCACUCUAUUUAUCAGUGGUUUAUCAUGAUGAGUUUUUUGAAACAACUUUUUCCUGAAGAGAAAUGCGAAAGAUUCAGUUACAUGUAGUUAUUUUUAGCUUCCGAGUAAUAGCACCCUUCUUCCCGAUAAUCAUGUGUCAGAUGGCAUUUACAAUACCAGCGUGGCUGUCACGUAUCCAUAUUGUAAACGUCUUCAUAUAUUACUUACACACGGUUUUAUUCUCUUUGUAGACUUGGUGCCUGGCAGUUUUUGGCCGACAUGCCAUUUCGAAGUGUCUCUUCUGAUACCCUCUGGAAGUUAUUUUCAGCACUUCACUUAGAUAUCGCCAAACUUGAUUCUGUGGCAAGCAUUCAACGAGAGGAAUUAAUGAGAAAUGACUGGAGGGAAGUUUUAGAAGGUAGAUAUAUCGCGUUUAAUGUUACAAGAUAUCACCUAAGUCGCGCCUGCAUGUUUCCGACAUAAACCGUUUGCAGCCGGUUUUAUUGAGCUUGUUUUCAGGGACAAAACGUGUAAUUUGAAUUGUGCUAUCUAUCUUUACAGGACGACAUGAGGAAUUUAUUGAUCAGCUUGCAAGAAUGUCUCAGUCAGAGGCUAUCUUCUUGCUGACCACAUUUGCCAACUUUGCCACCUCAAGAGAUGGAAAAGAAAGAGAAUUCAUUGAGGCCAUCACCUCGCAGAUUUACAAGGUAUGGAUGAUAGUCUGAUUCUUGGAAGCGACACAGGCAUCAACAUUUUGUUCGUGGCCUUAGGCUGAAUUCGUAGCUUUCUAGAAAAACGCUUGUUAUGAAAAUACUAUUUUGGUGUACAAAGUUUUCAUGAGAACGCACAAUAUUUUCUUUAAGAGUUGUCUUUUGUAUUCGCGCAGGUUUCUUUCAUUGCCAGUCAGACGAGAGAAUCAUGUUCGAAAACAGGAAAACACCUUCUUGGAACCAUCUCUAGUUAUCACCCGUUUGUAAUAUCAGUUUUGCUGGAAAGCGUCAGUACUACUAUUCAAGUUAUAGGGAAGGUGAGAAUGUUUUUGUUUUGGUGCUUUUUGCUUUUUAGUUUUCCAAUUCAUAUUGUUUUAGGUUGGGACUCAAUGAUAUAUACCGUGUUGUGAUCUACGAGAAACAAAACAAAGAAGCAAAAAAUAAAACUGGCAUAACUCAAUUACUUUGAUGGAGGUCGUACAUUUAAACAUCGUCUCACAUUCACGAUGAAUCACUCUUUUUUAUGGGGAAGGGGUCUUGAAUGUUGCACUUCUAAGCAACCUUGCGUCACUUGCCUGAUACUAUUAUUAUUUUUUCUUCAGAGUUGCGUUUACUUGUUCAGCGGUUUAUCAAUUAAUCUUUGGCAUCCAACCUACAAGAACAUGGACUGCAUCAAAUCCUGGCUGCUGAAAGCUGACCUUUCUUCUCCAGAGCACCAGCUAGCGCGCUACAUUGUUUCCAAUCUGAACUGGGGUCAUGUGGGGGAGGUAAAUAUGUGGUAAUAAUUAUAACUACAAAACAUCCCAGCAUCUGCAUCCAGGACCACUCUAGCUAGGUGGAGAGAGCGAGAGGUCAGGUGGAAAUAACACUGUUGUAGUGUAACAUGGUUUUUCCAGCUUUUUCUUUUGAUACAAUGAAAGAAAAAAGAGAAAAUCAUGUUUUGGACUUAAGCGUACACCUAUUUCUUACUGUUGUCACAAUCUUUGGGCUUGGUCUGCGUCCCACGCUCGAGCCAGUACGUAAUCAGGUACUUUGUCAGUGUGCAAUAGCAUGACUCCGAGGCUUUAGGGUCAAAAUUGCCAAUUUUUCAAGACUGCAUUGUCUCGCGAUUCCCAAAAGGGACUGGAACUCAAAGAAAUCCAAACCAAAUAUAGAAAAAUGACUAGAAAACCUCGGAGUCAUGUGAGAAUUUUAAUAUAUCGAGCGUGGGCUAUUGUGAUUUGCGGCCUUAUGAAUUUGUAAACUCAAUAAAUAUUUGAUAUUAUUAUUAAUUUUUUAGCCAGGCGAAAGUGAUCAGCUGUUCUUGCAUCAGUGCUGGCACAGAGCUAUGGCAGCAUCGCUUGUAGAAGUGUCAGCUCUUCGUCUUCCCAAUUGGCCAGGAGGAGUAGCACAUGAGGCAUUCAGAGAAAACCAAGGACUCUUAAGUCAGAUGGCACAAAUAGCCACUGCAUCGUAUAAUCGCAUGAUGCAGCCCAAUUAUGAACAACAGUUGUAUGAUUGGCUGUGGGGGGUGAUGUUAGUUCUCAGGCUUCAUGCAGCUGAUCUGCCGACGCCUGUCAUGCAGUUUACUCAGCAGCAGCUUCCACUUCAAGAUGAAUUACAAGGUAUCAAGGUUCCUUCCUUCGCGAUUUUACAAGGGAGUGAUUUCCAGCAGACUUAGUUUAGGGUAGAGAUACAGGGCUUACUCUUUAAACCUACUUUGUGAACACGAAAGUUAUUUCAUUUUAGCUUUUUAUGGGAAAUUUCGUUUUAAAUCGUAUUUCCGACUUUGGCUGCAACAUCCUUACUUCCGGGAUAAUUUUUUUUAUGCAGUCAAUUUUGAAAGGGUGAUCUUGAAUUGACGUUAAGCACGACAAACGGUUUGGGUUCUGGCCUUUUCCACUAUAGCAACAAGUUUGUUAACCUGGGCUUGUCAAGUUAUCCCAUCUCUGAUAUUAUGGCUGUCACUUUCUAUUUUAGCUUCCGAAGAAGCAGGCCCUGGAUUUUCCAGCUUGGUUAAAUCGCUGUCAAAGGAAACACUUGAGCUUGUUAAUGAGAAUGUAUUGGCCAGUAUGAUUCAUGCAAUCAAAGCUGGGGGACAACUAGCAUGCUAUGCUGCUUUGGCGAUGACUACUAUCGGCACCAGGUUGAUUAAAAUAAUAGGGAGUAUUUAGUUUUUAGUCACUUAAUAUGUUUCGUAAAAAUACAAUUACAGUAAACAAUAUAGCGGGUUUAAGAUGAUGAAUAUGUAACUGGCACCAGUGAAAUGUCGUAGCUGACUGAACGGUAACUGCUGUAUAAUUUCAGCAACGACUUAAAAAAAAAUAGUUUAAAAGCAGUGCUGAUUUAUUCCGCAAAAUUAUUUAGUGAUGAUACGUUUAGGCUUUCAAGACUAAUUAUCAAUCUGCCGUGAACUGAAUAUUUUUUAAGUUAACUUUGUUUUUUUUUUUCAUUACAGCCGUGAUUUGUUCCUAGGGGCAGGAUUGGACCAUUUAACAAUUAUUGUAAAUGCGAACUGCUAUGAUGCUACACUGAGAAUUGUAGCGAAUGUCACUCCACUGUUUUUCAGCUGUCCUGAGAAGCUUACACAGGAAGCAAGGUUGGUUGGUAGAAGUCAAUCUCUGGCCAGUCCUUAUCAGUUUUUCACCAACGACUUGAGCUGAACGAUUCUCAGUGCAAGUUAAAGACUUCGGUCUUGCUUGUAUCAAAUGCAACUGGCGGGUCUCGUUAUUGAAGAAAAUGUCUUAAAAUACUGCAUUCAAUUUUUAUCUGAGUUUGCUCAGCACAAAGUGCAAUGCCGGUACCGCAGUCAAGUCCAAACGGCAAUACAUUCUAGGCAUGACAAACUUGCGGCUGGAAUAAGGUUGCCUGUCGAUGCUGAUUUCAUACAUUUAAUAUUACAUAGGUUUGUAUCUGUAAUUCACCGCUUAAGUCAGCUGGACAAUGAUAACGCAGGCUAUGCUGAGAAGCUUCUUCAGGCAUCAACAGUGGGACAGUAUUGCAAGAAACUGGUUGGAGUCAUUCAGGUGUCGAUCAUUCAUUUUUUUCGUUUCAUUUUUUAAGAUUUUUUGUUACUGCUAAGGCUAUUGGUCGGUGUAGGGCCAACAAGUUAAUCUGCACUGGUGUCCAAUAGAGCAUUUGUGCGUUGAAGAUCAGGUAACCUAGUGAACCAUUUUGAAAGUACCAGUAUUCUGAGCAUGACAUUGCGUUGGAACGUGCGUGGGGCACUUGAUAAUCCAGAAAGUGUGAUGUGAGGAACUCGGUAGCAGAGAAGCUCGAUCAAUGCUUUUUUUAUGUGGAUCACCAGGGUGAAAAUUAGCCUGCAGAGCACGCGUAACUUUUUUUCAUUUUAUAGGUGAACGAAGACAAGCGCGAGACUCGAGCGAUGAGGGAAGGCUUUAAAAACGUUUUUUUUUUACACGCUUCCCUUCGCGCGAAUCUGGCACUCCACGCCUGUCUGAAUCUUGUCUUCAAUCGCCUGAAAGACGCGAAAAGAGUAACACGUGUGAGAAUGGCGAAAAGCCCUUCACCCGGUCUAUUUAUUCAUAGUAAAUGACAAUAUGACGGGAAAAGAGAACAGUGAUGAAAUCUGUAAAAUAAGUGCGAAUUUUCAUUCCUCUUUUUCCUUGUUCUAGAGCCAUGUUCAGAAGUUUCAAGCACCCGGUAUGGUUGGCUCUGUCAGUGUCGUGGAGUUCUGGUUGUUAACUCUUUGUACACUGCCAAACUGGUAUAGGUCAGUGUACAAUUGAUUUAAAAUUAUGCAUCAUGAAUUUGGCGAUAUAACUAUUUUCAUUUCUGAAAACACACAAGUGAAAGGAAUGGUAGCCAGCCUAGUGUUUAAGUUAUAUUGUUUUCUCCUUUUACCUUAAACAAGUUGAAAAGUCGCAACAAGGUUGCUUCAUUUGCACAUGUGAGAGAUCUUUAUAAAAACAAAUCUGGGGCAAGGAAUCUACUUGCACCUUUGUUUUAUGAAAUUUUAGACUCUCAUAUGCAAUUGUUUUCGCUCACAGUCCUUCUAUUUUCACUUUUCAGCUUGAGUCGGCAAAAGAAAAUAAAUACUACUGCCACUUUGUAUUCUGAUAUUUUAGACUUUCAUAUGCGAAACUGCCCACCUACCCCUCCCCUAAGCCAGCAUUUUUAAUACUUACUUUUCACUUAAGGCAAAAUGUUGACUUAGGGGAGGGGUAGGUGGGCAGUUUCCCAGAAGGUAAAAUGAUCCGUUUUCCCUUAUCCCACAGACUUUCUAUUUUCACUUGAGAGUUCGAGAGCGUGAAAGACAAUAGAAACAAUAUGUAAACUGCUAGCGAAAGGGGCUGGGGUGGAUGAUCCCCCGCCGAAAAAAGAGAGAGAGAAAAAAAGGAAACCUUUGUGUGAAGUCCAGGUUUUCUCCAAUUUUUCAGAUUUAGGAAGGCAUUUUGGGACCACCUUCAUCUGCUGCGGCAAUUGUUUACCUCCUCUUUCAAGAGAAAAUACUUAUUGCCUUUAUAGAGAAGAUUCUGAUAAAGAUGCUAAAUAGAGUUUGAUUGAAUGGAGCAGUAAUUUUAAAAAUUUGAUUUCCCGACUCACCUACGUCUUAUGUUAUUGUUAAGGGAUGUUCAUAUUCAGUUCGUUGUGGAUAACCUGAUAAAAAUUGCUUUGAGAGUGGAAGGAGGCGUGAAUGUGAUACAAAAACAUCUCAUGGAUUCUUACCAGGUACUUUUCAGUUGUUGCACCUUCUUGUUUUCACUGUCAGUGUGUCCUGGUGGGUAUUAAUUUCACCAAACAUAACCAGAAACAUAGUCUGAGAAAACACCCGACAUCUCGCGACGCUACCUCUGGUUUCCCCGCGAAAUGACGUCUGAGAAACGAACGCAGAAAGACUAUACUGAUGACGCGUCACUACCCAGAUCUGGGUAGUGCAUCUGAUUGGAUGAAACAGAUUUCAACCAAUCAGAACCACUACCCAGAUCUGGGUAAGGACACGUCAUCAGUAUGGAAUUUCGUCGCUGAGACGUCAUUUUUUGUAGAAACCAGGGGCGGCGUCGCGAAAUGUCGGCUGUUUUCUCAGGCUUCUAGAAACCCUGAACAUUCUGCAAACAAAGUUGAGUCAGACUAUGUAUUAUUAAUUUUUCUCCAGCUGUUACUGAAAGAUACAGGAAGUCAUGGUGUUAUUGCUUCGCUUCUUUCCUGGGUGACGUCAAGUAACAAUGCUCCACCUGUAUUAUGGGAAAUAAAGGUCAGCGAAUCUUACAAAGUACUUUGAAUAAAGGUUUUAAAUAUGAGGUCGUGUAUUAAACCAAGAUCCAAAAAGGUUCGAAAUUAAAAUGCUACUGUACCAUACACAAGUACUGCCGAAGAGUUUUUUUUGUAUUUGAAUGGUCACAUUUAAAGGAUUUUCUUCGCAAACGUAUUGAAGGGAUAAUUGUUGGUCUCCAUAAUCGAUCCUAGGUAUCAACUUUUGGAACAUUAAUUGUGCUGAUUCAUUUUCCUGUUGUUUCAAUCUUAUGCCCAGGCUCCCCGGGCUUUUUUUGAGCGAGUGGGCUCCUGGAGAAACUCUCGGAAGUGAAAAAUAAAUAAAUAAAUAAAUAAAUAAAACAACUUUGAUUUGUUUCCUUGAUUCUUUUAAUGAGAGUAAAAAGAAGGACUCUAAAGCUUCUUGCGUUAAUUCCGGGUUAACGCCUCUGUUAAAUACUCACAUAGACCUUUUGGUCAAGCAGUAUAAUCAGAUUCUUAGAAUAUUUAACGCUUUCAUUGGUCCACAAGGCAGUUUGCCGGUGGCAGUUUGGCCGAGCGGUUAGAGCGCCGGACUUGCAAUUCGGAUGCCCCGCGUUCCAAGUUUGCUCCAACCGCUAGCUGGAUUGGUUCUCGGUAGUCCCGAGGUCAAAUCGUGCUCUUUUUAUCUGAUUUAUUUGUUUUAGUUGUUUGUUCGGCCCAACAAGCCUCUGCGCUAUAAAUACUGCCAAGGGUAAAUAUUGGAAUUAUUAUUAUUAUUAUUAUUAUUAUUAUUAUUAUUAAUAUUAUUAAUAUUAUUAUUAUGAUCAUCAUUAUGAUUUAAGACGAAAAUUACACAAUUAUAAUUAGUAGCAGGUAGUGUAAGAAGUCAAUAUAAUAGUCAUUUGUGGCUUAAUUCUUGCUUUUUUCACAGACGACUCCUGAUUAUAGCUACUACGCGUAUUGUGUGUUAUGCAUGGAAACGCAGAUGGAAUUAAAUUCUGGCCUGUCUGUAGAAAUUAGCAGGAGAUUGCUGAAACACCCAGAUUCUACAAUUGAUGCGACAUUAAAGGUUAGAUCAGCAGUGGUUCUAUAGACGACCAAGAAGAAGAAAUCUCAAAGCCUUCUAUAAAUGUAUCCAAACGUAUCUUGCAUAACUGCAAUUCAGUGAGACCAUUUCUUUAUUUUCUUUCUGAUGUUUGUAGAAAGUAGUUAAAAAGAUGAAACUGUCAUGGUCACCUCCCUUGUCCAGCCUGUCCAUCUAUCGUUGGUCCAGCCAAGCCCUGGUAACUGAUAUGGAUCAUCCAUUGUUACCCCUCAUAUGGCAGCGUUUCUUCAGUUUAUAUCUGCAACGACCCGUCACACAGCCUGGGUGAGUGAGUGACAAGAACAAACCCCUUUAGGGUAGGCUGAAACAGACAUGUUCAUUUGCCAGUAAUAGAGUACGCAAGUAUUCUGAUCAACUGCCAUUAAAACAGAGUUUUAUAAAAACCAAGAAAAGUGACAGAAACUGUAGGAAGAGUAACAGUUUACCUUAUCCAAUGGAAUCUCUCAUGAAUCUCUUUGUGUGGCCAGCUCAGUUUCGGUUUACAUACCGGUUUUGCUGCUGAGAAAUCCCCAUUUUUUAGCGCCGGGGAUUACUUGAUUUUGAUCUCGACUUAACACUUUACAAUUGAUCUGGGGGGGUUAUUAUUUAUUUAUUUAUUUACUUAUUUAGUUUCAUAUUUACUUGGCUCAUAUCUAUAAUGACUAUUUCUCUGUCAAUAUUCUUCCACCUUAACCACGUGCUCAGUUAAUAGCAGCUGUUUCUUACUUGUUUCUACUAUUUUUUCGUUAAUUGGUUAAUUAAUUAUGACUCGUGUCGUUCUUCUUCCAAGUCUUGCCCAGCGUACAGGCGUGGGCUAUAGGUUCUUUGACAGCCAGAGUCAUACCUCCACGCUAAAGAAAAUGAAGCAAAGGCUACAAGCAACAUCUGAACACCACCGAAACAAGUCUUUGGAGACAGGAGCUGAUCAUGAUGCGGUAACAGAUGGAGACAGUGAAAUAAGCAAGCAAUUUGAACAGACAAGAACUCUGCAUGAAAAAUUGUCAGGGUAAGCCCACUGAUUUUGCAAACGUUAAAGGACCCUAUUAAAUGGUCGUGUCUGCUGAAAAGUAACGAAGCAAAAAAGGGUGAUCGAAGAGGAUAACGAAAGCCUAAUUUGUUUGGAAUUGAAAAGAGAGCCUGAAAGUCGAUCUGUCGUCAAAAUGAGUCAUCUUUCUUGUCAUCUUUUGAAGUCUUAACGAUUUAUAGUAGUUGUGACAACAAAUUAUGAAGGAAAAUGAAAAUAGUGACAUUAAAUUGAUAUUGAAGUUUCAGUUUACUGUUGCUACUUGUAGAGGGUAUUACGCAUUCCAAGGGCAUGAUAAAUAUUUGUUGAAGCCAUAGAGCUUUUCGGUUGUUCUUUUUUUUAUGUAGCUUGAAACAGUUAUGCAUUUUUUUAAGUGUUCCCUGGUUUGUAGUUGAAUUAGCGGAUAUGAACUAUGAACUCGUAGUCAAGGGUCGUUUCUUUCUCUUGUAGACCUUCCGUGUAAGCUUCCGUGUUUCCAGUAAACCGUCUUGUAACUGUUAUUCUCCUUGCUUUUGUCAUGGAGCUUUGACUAUUUGUUUUUUUUUUUAAUCGUAAAGACGUGUUUUGUUUCUCUGAAUUGAUUAAUAUCUAGGAUUUUUCUUGUUCCCAUGAUUUGAUUCAGACAUGUCUACGAUUUGACUGUUUAAGUUUGUCCAACAGAUCUUCAGCUAUAACUGAAGGGUGGAAGUAGAGGUCAGAUCAGGGCGAGUGAAACUGUCAGCUGGUGGAUGAGAGUAAAUCCGUCUUCAAUAAAGACGAGAAAAUGUUAAUAAGUGUCUUAGUACCUCUCUUUUUUUUUGCAAGCGAGUGAGGCUUUUAAGUCCCAACAUAACGAUCAAAUAUCUUUUGAUGUAUUUGCAAACAGGAAAGAACUGUGAUUUGUGGUUGAUUCUUUUGUGCAGGUUUUAUCAAACUCUUGUUCUGUGGCUUGAUGAACCAAGGCUUCAUGAUCCUAACCUCUUUCUGCCUUCAUUACCUCCUCCUUAUGAUCCAGCAAGGCUUGAGACACUGCUCAAACCUGAACUGGUAAGUAUGUGUAGCCAUUUUUGCUAAACUUAAGUAAGAAAUAGUCUUUAGUGGAAAAAAAAAACAGAACACGCGUGCUUCACAAAGACAAUCCUUUCCGAUCCUGAGUAGCCUGUGUGGCAGGCAUUCGUAAAAGGGAAGGGAAAUUUCGGAAAGGGCACUCAACGACAGUUUCUUCCUAAAUACAUUAAAAACUCUUUUUAGCUUAUCCAGAGUACUUUUAGAUCCCUAGUUUCCUUUUUCAACGAAAAGUUGUAUCUGUUCGGUCAUCCUAGGGGAACUUGAGUCUUUUCGAAAUUACAAGGGCUUCAGUAUUAUUUUCCCGAAAAUUUUAAAUGCAAUUUUAACGAUUUACGAAAGUGAGAAUUUUUCUUGUUCUUCUCUCCAUCACAUUUUUGAAUCCGAAAAUUUUAGGUUUCCUUUUUCAACGAAAAUUAGCCUAACAGGGGGAGUAAAAUAUGAGAAAUGAAACUUCAGAAAAUCGUACGGAAUUGAUUAGACAAGCUUCGAAAAUUGUACCUGAAUGGAACGGUCAUCUAGAAAUUUCUAGCCGUCCUCAAGCAGUGAAAAAUUCUAGGCAAUAUUUGCUUCUCCGAUAAAUCACAAAAAACAGUUGUUGGGUGCCGCUGAUUUCGGGUGCGUCCGUCAGGGUGGAGGGGAGGAGAAAGUUUCUUUCACCCUUCCUUCUACUAAUUCGCGCGCCUCUUGCGUUCUCGCGUGCCUAAGUCACCUGUUUCCCCUUCCCACGAAGCUUAGAGCCUGGGCAAGUGAAACUUUCCCUCUUCAUUGAAAGCAUUUUUCGAAUCAAAGACCAAAAUAUGACAAAGAAGAAAGAAAAAGAAUAAGAAUUGCAAUAUUUGUGGACAGAUGUUUCGGUUUCUGUACAGGAAAGCAAUGAAACAACCUCCUUUUUUUUGUAUCAAUGUAUCAUUAGAUUAUUUAGAACUGUCUUUUACUGAAUAGCAGGAUAAUGAUUUUAGACAGGUAUGCUGCAGCACGUUACCACAAAAUGUAUCUCUAAGAUAUAGUGUCGAGGAUUAGAAAUAUUUAAAUUACCGUGACGUCGUGGAGUCUAAACCGAGUAAUAACGGUCUAUUUAAGGAACCGUGGAGUGAUUUGCUUUUCGUGAAGAAAAUUGAUAUGGAAAUAACUGAGUCUGUCCGUUUCUGGGUGAAACACGCGUUGGGGCCUACGACAAAACCUUUGGAGAGUAGAAUGACUGGUCAGUGGAGUGACAGGAGUCCAGAGACAGGUAAUUACUUAAUCUGUGGAAAUAUUCCUGCGCUACACGGCUGCAAAAUAUCACUUUGUUAGGCAGCCCUUUUAUAGAAACGCUUGCCAUCCAAUUCAACUUGCUUUUGAAGCGUACUUGUUCGUUUUAUGAAUUGGUAAUCCAGUCGCGCAAAGAUUAAGGUGGGAGAAGUUGUGGAAGGAGGGUGUAAAGAGUGGAGAGGGCGGGGAGAUUAUAAGGAAGAGGUUUAUGGUAUAUCCUGGUAAAAACUUUAGGGAAGAAUGUUCGAUCACGGAACGGAUGCAUGUUAUCAUUUAAAUCAUUUAUGAAUAGUGAAAUACUAGUUUGCUGACUGUCAGCCGGUCAGAUUUAAACAAAGGCUAUCUGACGCUGCUGUUUACGACGAUCCAUAGACCUUUAGGUUUGUUUUUAUGCGAGUUACUUCAAGUAGAUAACUGUUUUUCUUGUCCAAAUUUCCCUCCUAUUUGGAUAAUUUGUUUAUAGUGGACAGCGUUAAGAUAUUAUAGCUGGCCAAACUGAAGUGGCGAAUAAGGUGGUUUUGUUAAACACUGGCUUAGCUCUGUAACCAACACAUCAAUUGUCUCGUAGCAUAUCAAGAGGAAGGGUUACGAGAGUUAAUUAAACGAUCACGUAAGGGAAAAUGCUGCAAUCCUUUCUCAAAUUCUCUCAACUAAUCCUUAAAGAGGAAAUGUAUGGAGAUCAGUCUGGAAAAGUUGUAUGUGGAUUGAUAUUGGGGCUCAAAGGGUUAAUAGCAGGCUACACUGCAAAUGUUUACGGUGGUGUUGAUAAUUGAUCUUAUUAAUAUUGAUUGUUAAUUUUAUCUAAAGCUGCUUCAAGGAUUAUUAGAAGAAUGAAAACACAUCCUGCACCCUUACCACCCCCCUCUGUCAAAAGGUUAGAGCCCAUCCUGCCCCCCAUGACAGAUGCCACUCUGAUGAACAAGCAGAAGUUACUCAACAUUGUGUAUACACAGAUACAAGGAAUAGCCAACCAUGCAAGGUCAGUAGAGAAACUGCUCUGAUAGAUCGUGAUUGCUUUCAGCUAGCUAUAUAUGAAAUAUAUGCUGUAGGUAAUUUUUUAUUUCAGUAAUUUUUUGUUUUGCCAUUAACAUCCAGAGAGAAUAAUGGGAGCAUACAUUACCAUACCCCCCAAAACAAAGAAAAAACAAAAUCAACUGGAAUAAUCAGAACCUUUCUCCAAUAAUAGACGAAUUCUUGAACGUUCAUUAUGUUGCUGAAUCUUUAAAUUUCUCCAAAAUGAUAUGAAUGUCAAUAUUUUUCUUUUUUUGAGUUUAGCCUCUCCACAGUAGCAUAAAAUAACCUUUUCAUUAAUUACUCUGCAAGUCAGGCAGCCAGGAAUAAAGUUUAGAAGCUUCAUGCGACCGAACUGGAUGUGAAGUCUGAGCUGUUAUAUGGACGACCUUGCUAGCCACAAAAAUUACCUUUUAAACUUUUAGCGAAGAACUUUCGUGUUCUUUGAACUCCAUGCUAAAGUGAGGAGAAACUCAGUUGUAACAAAAGCGUGAACGCGCAAAUUGGGUUCAUCUUAUGUCUGACUGGAAAUGACUUCGGCCCACAGGUGAAUGAAACUAGAAAUAAUAUGAGAACGUAAACGUUUUUUUCUUUGUUCAUACUACAGAAAAUUUUGUGGGAACGUUGGUCAUCAUAUUUCCCUGGACAUUGAAUACAUAGAGCUGAUACCCAAAAUGUAUUCAAACGAAAUGUCGCAGGUAAGUACUCAGUUAAAUCGCCCUGUUAUCUUGUUGUAUCGGUGCUUUGAGUUUGGGGUUUAAACUUACUUAAGUCGAGGGAACUUUGAAAGUAAAUACCUGAUUCUACUUUUAUUAGACGAACACUCUGACAUGCCAAAGUUCUGAAUAAGUGCGACCAUCUUACUGAAAUCAUUUGAAAGGUCCAGAGCCAAGUAGAGUUAAGAUCGCAGCGUUUGCGUAGUAGUGUUAAGAGUGAUUCUUGUUUAGGUUAAUGGUCACUGAUUAACAAUGACAAUAUCAAAUAACUGAAAGCCCGAGUGUAUACCGCGGUAAGGGUAUGUAUGUAGUUAGGGCAAUUAUUUUUAGAUGAUCGCCAGAUUAUUUAAGCCGUGUUUCAGAUAGGUGGAAAGCUGCUGUUUUAUAGUAGAAUUUACCCUUAGCACAAAAAACCUUUCCUCUGUAGGUUGUAGUUCAAGUUCCUUGUCGCGGCAAGUUUUUCAAAGAAGGAAAUCAGUGUAGAGGUCCUGCUACCCUCACUCUCAAGGUAAUGGUCAAGUUAUUGUAUGAUGACACUUGUUUUUCUUUACCAACAUUACUUUAGCUCAGAGAUCCUGGUGUCAUGUUGACGAAACUGUUACUGGCCGAAUUUCAUGAUAAAACAUACACCUCCACUGAAUUCCUUUUCAAAGUUGUUUGUGAGUGUUGUAAGCCGUCUUCUCGCGUGCAUUAGAAGUCAAAUCUCUGCAAUAGUUAACCUAAUUGUGCUCGGGAGGUAAUUCUUAGUAUAUUUUGACCUGAUGAGUGUGUUAAUGAUCCUUGCUGUACUGUUAUGUACACUGUAUGUAUUGUUUCACAGUUCCCGGCGAAACGUGCCAAUGAAGCUGUGAUUAGGAGGGUUGCUGAUAAUCGCCGAGAACAGGAGCAAGUAAUACAGAACUUCAUCCAACCUUGCCCGACACAGCUGUGUGAAGGUGCAGCGUAUAUUGAGAGCAUUAUAACGUGAGUAUCUAUCAUUUUGAAGAAUAUUCACAUUAUAGCGUUUGAACAGCUGAAGUGCCGAGCCUAAAAACGCGUCAAUUUUCAGACCUUGCUCGUACGUGAGCCCUUUCCAAAGCCAACGGACCAACUACCAUAAUCUCGUACCCAGCCAGAUCUCUUGUUACCCGCUUCUGCAUAUGGCGUCAUAACUCACGUUCUGAGAGUCUCGAGAGUCGCGGAUGGGGCCGGGUGUGGGGAGGGGAGGGGAGGGGGGGAGGGGUAGUAAUCAGUCUAUUGCUUCUGUAUUUCCGGAGUAUUUGAGCACUCUUCGCUUUCUGUUUACUGAAUAAAUGUGUGGUUGAAAUACUUUGUCAACGUACAUUUCCUUAGCUUUGACAAAGAGAUCAGUUUUUAAUACAGUGUAUUAGUGCUGAUGUUCGGUCGUUUCUUAAUCUUUUAUAUCUUUUAUUUUCAACUAAUCAACUAAAUAAUUCUCCACAUGUGCCUGAGAAAGUAGCUUGAUCGAUCCCUUUCAGAUCGUUGGUGAAUAAAGCGCAGGAUUCAUCUGAAAGAAGUAAACAAGGUCAGUACUGUGUUUGAAUGGUUUCCCAAUAUAUGUGGAGUCCAAAAAAAAAAAAAAAACAGCAAGGGAUUAUCUCUUGGUACUUGGUUCAAUUACAAAACAUAUAUGUAAAAAAACGCCGUAGGUUUCAUUAGACCACUUGUAUGGCUAUAUUUCCCCCUACACAUUACCUGACAUUAUAUAAUGAUCCAACGAUAUGGCUCCUUUAUUAUACAUAAGUGGCUGUGAGUUGUUAAAAGAGCGAUCGCCGACUUUUUAUUUUGAAUUAUUUCAGAAAUUAUCAGCGACAUUGGUACUUCUUUGUUUUAUCAAUUUUGUGGAGCAAUGGAUGACAAUGUGAUGAACUAUCAGCCAACUUUGCAGUUUUUCACGUCCUGUGUGGAGAUACUGGGAAAGGUCAGUGCUGACUAUGAUGAUCCCGGCUAUACAUGAACUGAUUGGAGGGAAGCGUUCAGGCCUGAGGUCCUGUUUUUGCAAGCGUCGGAGUCGGAGUCGGAGUCGGAGUCGUAAGCGGAGUCCUAAGAACGCUUAUGACCUAGUGAAAAUCAAAAAUCGGAGUCGUAUGCGGAGUCAUAGGCGCGACGGAAUCGGAGUCAGAAGAAUCAGAACGUUUCCAUUUUCUUCCGACUCCGCUUACGACUCCGUCGCUUACGCCCCGCUUAUGAUCUAGUGAAAACCAGAUUGUCGGAGUCGGAAGCAGAAGCGGAAGGAUAAACCAAUCAUAAUGCACGUUCCCAGCCACCCUUUGUGAUUGGUUUAGUUCUUCCGUUUCUACUUCUGACUCCGACAAUCUUGUUUUAACGAGGUCAUAGCGGAACGUAAGCGACGGAGUCGUAAGCAGAAUCGGAAACCUAUUUUCUCUAGAUCAUAAGCUCUAGGCUUCUGAUUACGACUCCGACUACAACUCCGUCGCUAGUGAAAACAGCCCUUAAGAGAGUAGGGUGAAGAUCCCUUCUUGUGAUGCUGAUGUGUUCUAUUGUCAAAAUGUUAUAUUUUCUUUCCAUUUUUUUUCAACUUUUAACUAAGGAAUACUAACGGAGAACAUCAAAAACAAGCUUUAAUAGCAAAUGUCAAUUAAGUAAUGAUUGAAACACGAACAGUAGUGUUUUUUGAGUAAUGUUUAAAACACGAACAACAGUGUUUUAUCAUAGUUAAUAUUUCGAAAGAAGUAAAGCAAAUCUCUAUUUGUCUUCAUUGAAAAUGGCAAGUUUGUCGUUAUAGCCGAGAAUAGUUCACGCAGCCGUUCUUUGUCUCGUCUCGCAACGCUGGGCAUCUAAUGCCAACGUCAAGGGCAAAAUCCAAGUGAGGGUAUUUCUCGCCAUAAUCCUCUUAGCGUGUUGUUUUUCACUACGUGUCCUUAUCUAACUUAGAUUCUGGCGUGUUUGAUUUUUUUCAUUUUUAGACGUUUAUAAUGAACAACCCUAGCCAGACAGAGCAGCUGUUAUCGGCCAUCUUGGACCAUUCUUGGGUGUCAAUGUUGUCAGUUCCGUUCUUUAGUCCCAAUGACAAUCCUGAUUCGUUUGUUGCCAUGUAUCGCAGGGUACUGGAAGCCACUGAUGGAGAUCUUGUAUUCUCGUUGCUCACCAAGGUUAAUGUUUUUUUGUCUUGAACUAGUAGCCUUGAUCUCGCUGCUUCAAUGUAAAAAUAAAUUCUGUAUGCAACUCAAGAUUUUUAAUCAGGCAAAACUGUGCUCUUGUCAGGAACCUGCGCUGCGCGUAGGUACUGCCUCCCUUAAGAGUAAGAACUGCCCAAGACGUCGGUAAAGUUCUGAAUUUUUCCCCUAUAUAUAAGAUAGUGUACUGUCUCUCUAUCGCUUGCCAGCAACAGCAGUUUUUUCAGGCUCAACCAGUCCACGUUUGUACGUAACUUAGGGUCAAUCUAGUUGUGCCCGUCUCGUCAAAGUCCGUAUAAUUGUGAACCUCUGUGACCUCUUACAAGACAAUCGUAACACGUUCUAUCCAGAAUAUGAUUCCAUUUUGAAUAGUAGAUACUUGUACUGACUUGUUUUUAUCGUUGUGUAGUUUGACCUGCCCAAGUGGCUGUCUUCACCAAAGAGUGAUCUCACCGAGCGAUCCUCAUUAACCUCUGUUGUGUUUGACGCACUUAACAAUGUGGGGUUUGAGCCUUCCGAUGACAAGAGAACCAUUCUGGAAGUGAGUUAGACCACUGUGCUUUCUUUGCCUCAAGGGCCGAUUAACUACAACAUUUCUGUCCGUUAUAUCGAGUUUCCCCUGUAGAUCGUUUUCUGUCUAAUUUCAAACCAUUAGACGUGAUAGCUAUCGUAAUGAGUUAUCAUCUUUUCUCGCGGUGUUUUGGUACAUUUACGUAAGUGGAGAUAUUUUCUCCCUGGACUGUAUUCUGAAAGAAAAGUCAUUGUAUUUCACGGCAAAUGACGGAUAUCAUAAACUUAUUUACUCAUCUGUUUUAACAUGUAGGUUUAUUUACAACACUUGUCAAAAAUGCUGAUGUACAACUUCCCCGAGCAAUACAGCGAUGCCCUGAGACUUCUCUGUGAAGGUAUGCUUGGCUUCCCUCUGUAAUCCUUUACAGCUGGCAAAAUAUUUUCAGUUGUAGAAACUCUUUAUGUACGGUCCUAUUUCUCUUCCGUGUCAGGUUCAAGUAAGCGGACGCUCUGUCUUGAAGUAUGGAACACGUUUAUGUCUUGCAUUGGUUGUGUUCCUUCGACUGAGAAUGAAGUGCAAGGCUCAUCCAAAGAGUUGUUAGGCGACGAGCAGGUAUUAGUAGUACAGGGAUGACACACCAGUUAGGCCUCGUUUCUCAGGGGAUCUCUUUAAUAAGGAGGGAAUACAUUAGCACUGAUGGCGUCAUAGACUCAGGUUCACUAAGCCCUAACGUAAUUAUGCAAGUUCUAUUUCCUGAGAUUUCGCCUAAAAAGGAGGCUUAAUUGGUGUACCCUGCCGCUGAAUAGGUGUGGAUUGUGUCAAGUUUAGUUCUGUCGCUCCUAAAGUGCUUAAAAAACGCAGUGAGAAUCCAAGUUUUUAUAUAUAAUUAAUAUUUAUAUUGAUGCGAAGUGUUCUCAAACGUGGAAUUCUUUGGUUAAAUUCAACAGGUGUUGGAAACCCUGGACUGGCUGACAAAGUACUUUAGCGGUCAGCGGGCUGAACUGGGAGGUCAUGUGACCGGUGGCCUCUACACCAUGUGGAGGCCGUACAUAAAACAGCUUUCUUUUGUCCUUGGUUUCAUGUGCCAACAGAUCGUAGUUAGAAGAGCUGCUGUGGUCUAUGCAAACAGAGGCCAAGGAUUAGACGCAGGUGAGGCUCCUAUUUGUAAUUAUACGCUGUCUCAAUAGUGGGGCCUCCAAAGAUAUUUUUCGUGCAUCUUGUUUAGCUAAUCUUUGGAAUGGCUGUUCACAACAGACAUGACGCUGAUUUUUAUACGACAACGUUCUGUAUCUGCAUUGUGGUUUUCCAACCAUUUCUUUGGUGUGUUUAUUAUAGUGUUGACUGAGCUUUGGACGUUGAUCUGUCGCGUGUUUGAACCGUGGAUUUGUUCACAAGACUCUCCUAUUCCAGGGUAAGAUUCAGUUCACUUAAACUUGUUACCGUAGUUUCUGGAUUGCUUCAUUAAGUAAUCCUUGUGAACAUUAAAGCCUUCAGUUAUAUUCUUCAUGUUCUUUUUUGCAUGAUGCAGUCAAUCAAGUGCGUGUAUAAUAACUUUGUGUGGUGCCCUCGGCCCUAGACUACGAGUGGUCUUCAUUUUCCUCAGAGAUAGUAGAGAGAAUGAAACACGCGAGCACGCGUUACAAUCUCCAUCCGCGCGGAAGGUGCUGGGCUCUCGUGCCGUAAAACUCGUAACGCAAAAAACCCUCGUCGAAAGGGGGAUGGGGGGGGGGGGGGGAAGGGAAAAAGGGAGGGGGAUUUCUCCCUCUCCUCUCCCCUUUCCCUUUUUGCGCCCGCCACGCAGGCUACUCAUUCUUAUCCCUGAGGAAAAUAAUGGGCUAUUAAUAACUUAUUGACUACUUUCGGCCUCUACGUUUUGAAGCAAUACCUUUCGGUUACUGCUGAGAAAGCUAUUAAGGUGACCAAAUUCCCAACUUGCAUAACCUGUCUUUCCUGUUUUGCAGGAAUGGUCCUGUGGCUCCUUGGAAUGAAAGUGAAGUACCUCAGGCUUCAGACAUGGUGACCCUGUUCACUGAUACAUUGGGCUGUCUGCAAACACAUUUAAAUGGUACGAGAUUGUGGCUAGGGAUGAAAACAAUGCUAGUAGCCAGCAGUAGUUGUCAGAAUAUUGAUAUAAGAGUCGUGUAUUUAACUCAUUUUUGAAUUUAGAAAAUCUCUGUAUUUUAACCCAUUAAGCCCCAAUGUCAAUACACAAAUUCUUCUAACUGGCCUCUGUAAUUUUCGUAAAGCGUAUGUUGGAAGAAGUUGUUGAAAGAGAAAAACAAUUAAGGUGUGUUAGCUGUUUUACGACUUUUUCUGAUUAUGUCCUGAUAUAGUGUGGAGAAAUUUGAUAUGAUUGGUCACUUCUGGGGCUUAAUGGGUUAACUGAGAAAUCUUUGGAGUCGCCUUACAAUUUUAAUCGAACAUGUUAGCAUUAACAAUGACACAGAUGGUUUGAAACGUAAGAUCUUUCUCCACACCAGUGUAAGGUGAAAUGGAGAAAAGUGUUCGAAACCGAACUUUUCUUAGAUCAGCUUUAAAAUCGCUAAAACAGAUCUCUACCUUGAUAAAAAUGAGGUCUGCUUCAGUGAACAACGCGAGUUAAGGAAAAUCUAUGAAUAGUACUUUAAGCAGAUAGCUCUGAAUAACACCUCUAUUUUUUUUUAAAUUUUGCUUUUAAUUUUUUAUUUUACCCAGCUCCUUACAGCAGUACGUCGAUGAUGAACAUGUUUUGGAGUUUCUUUGUAACGUCCCUAUCCAAACCGGGAAUUCCUGAUUAUGUUCUACGAGUGUACAACUCCAAGUUUUUUCUUCUUCCCUGGCAAAGCUUUCUCCCCACGCUGCACAACUUACAGCUCAUGCAACAGGUUCGUUUUAAGGUCGCGUUUGUCACGCAUUUCCUCAGUCUUCCGUUCUUUUAUCAGACAUUUUCUUUGUCGCUUUGGUCAACUUUUCUUUCUUUUUCCGUUAGUUGUACGGCGUGUGCAAGAAAAGUUUUGCCUUUCUUGGUAUCGUGUUUCCUCUUAUGGACUGGAGCAAGAUCAUAUCUGCCUACUGGUAAGUAACAUUCAUUCUACAUUGCCUAUCUCUUACUGGUAUCGCUGAAGCUUUCCAAUGGUUGCGCUCGCACAAACGACCUUUACAUCUGCUUUAGCUGCCUGAUCACAGUGUACAUUCAAUCUAAUUGAUAAAUAUUGUCGUUAUUUUUUCCCGUCUGGGUGUCCUCGGCUAAACUUAAUGUCAUGGUGAGUUGAUGCGAGGAAGGAAAGAAAAAGCUUAAGGGUGGGUGAAUGUGACGACCGCGCCCUAAGAAGUUUGGUAUUUUUUCCAGCGUGGUACGAUUUUACGUUCGCAUUCUCUUGUGGGAUGGGAGGGAUGUGUCGAUGUCAUUUUAGGGCAGAUAUUGUACAAAAGGUUAGCUUAGUUAGGGUAGUGAGUGUAAAGAAAGAGACAUGGCGUAACUGAAAGACCGCAGAGGUAACGGAUUUGAUUGUUUAUUAUUUUUCAUUUGGUUUAUCAGCGAGGGCCAGACUUCAGAAGCUGUAGUGCGCCUUCACUCAUCCCUGUUUCAUCUGCUUGUAAUCUUCGCCAACGAGAAUGACAUAGUGAACGACGCAGUGAACGCAAAGGUGAGUAUUUCAAAGCAGAGGUCUUCGUUGUUAUUGUUUUAGUUUGAUGCGUUUCGUCGCGCUGUUUUACCAAAUUUUGUCGAACUUGUACUUUAAAACGAGACUUUGUUCUUGAAAGUAGCAUAGCAGAAGGAAAAUGCAGGGACAAUUUAAAUUUUUAUAGAUGAAAGGAAAGGGAAGAUUGUCCUGUUUUACCUUACUGGUACAAACUCACUGAGUUGUAUAGGUCAUGGCAAAUAAGGCAGUAAUACCCAAACUUUCGACCUGCCGUGGUUUAAAGUACGUUUUGUUCGAAGGCGUGUCAGCUGGGAGACAGUUCGCUCACCAAAUGAUUAUAAGCGUGUCCAACUCGCUGAUUCUAUCCUUGAAAAUUGUCUGGAUUCUUUAAAGCGCAUUUUCUUCUAGACUAUGAAAAGUAAUUUGACACUAGGGUUAUUUGGGCUUGAAAUAGUUUUGGAAAUGGCUUUAGUAUUUUAAACUAUUAUGUUCAUUUGUUCGUGUAGGGAAUGCCGAAUUUACUGGAGUCUGCACUGAAAUUUCCUUGGCACUACUUGGAUGGAAGGUUUGUACGCGACAAAGUUUAAUACAGACUGCUCUAACAGCCACACACCGACUUUAUUUUUAUGAUGUAAUUAAACAAUGAUUAAACUAGGGAAAAUUUUAUUUGGGAACCGAAACAAUUCCCUUAGCAUUAUGAUACCGCUUAUCUGUGAAUAGUCUUUUCUAAGAACACUAUUUGCGUGGUUUUCCAGCUUGUUCUGCCGGAGUUGAGCAUGCAGGGAACGGUGACUAUAUUUUCAACGUUCCUAAUAUUUUACAGGUCUUUCGAAGAAGUCGUUUCGUGGCAAGUUUCUCACGGUAAUGCAGAGUUAGUGCUUCAGGAAAACUCUUCCAUUUGGUAUGCCUUAAGGUAGGUAUCACAGUUACAGUCGAAAUAAAUGUUAUAUGUGUUCUACUUGCUAUCUACACACUGUCGAUAACACAGAGAAAGAUAGUUGAUUUAGUCGUUGUGUCCUACAGUUUGGUCCAAUCCAUUCUUUCAAUGACAUCAUCCUCUUGCGUCACAUCUGAUCAAGUCGUUUUAUUUCAGGUUAAUAAGAGCUGCUGCGGGGAUCGUGGUCUCGGAAGAUGGUUCAAUGCAGCCUACACGGCCUGUAAGUUUCUACACAGAAAUUUGCAAAUAAUAAUAUUUCUCCCUAGGAUUAACUUGAAGAGGAUGGGCGAUCGGUGCGAAACAGAGCACGAAGAUCAGUGGUGCGGUAGGUUACAAUUGCAAGGGAAACGGGCUAGGGACGCGAAGAGUAUAGAGCGAUAGUCUUGUCUAGUCGUCCAGUCUUCAUGUCAACUUCGGGAAUUCCUUGGAAGCCUUGAGGGUAUUUUCAAGAUGAUUCGGAUGAUUUUCGGAAAGCUUCAUGGGAACAAAUGGCACAUUGAUUGGUACUCCAAGAAUUUAGAACUUGACAUUAAUUUUGCUCUGUCCAUCCACUUGGCAACAAUCUUUUUUGAGUGGUGGUAGAGGGCUUUGUUUUAUGCAUGUUAUAGGGACCAAUAAAAAUGAAGGUGAAGAUCUGCUUCUAUUAAUCGUAACAUUAACACGAACCUGUACAAAUGUUUCUUGCAGGAUACUGCAGUGAAACGGGCGUCAUACGUCCGCUGUGUCGCGAGCCUGUUAAGCCGGUGUUCCACAGACACGAAGCUCAAAGCAAAGUCUUUUGGUCCAGUAAUUCUGUUUGUUCUCAAAGAUACUGAGUCUGUUGCCGGGUCAGGUCAGUGACAGAAAGUUUUUUUCGUCCUUGGCCUUAAAAAGGCAUCAAAUGAUAUGCACCUCAGGUCCUCAGAUAGAAUUGUUAAUUGCUACAAGAACCUGAUGUUAAGAGCAUGUCGGGGUAAAACUGAACAACUUCCGAGAUAAUCUCGUACGGUUAACUUGAACUCUUAAUAGCUCACCAUUCUACAACAACUGACUUGCUUUUACUAUCUCAUGCUUGUAAAGCAUGUAUACUUAAUCUUACCCUUUUCGUGUAUCUUGCCUAAUUAAUCUUAUAAAAAUAUUUUCCUCACUUUUUAUUUUACGAAUCGUAAAUAUCAAGGUUCCGCUCUUUCAGGUGUUGAUCCAGCAAGCACCGCCUCGGAAGUCUGCCUGAUGAUGUGUGAGGAACUCAACCUUUUAAACAUCUGCUCCCCUGUGGGGGAUGUACUGAAAGUCACGUUAGACUUCAUAUUACAGUUCAUCCGGGAAUCCACCUGUACAAUGCUAGUUUUAGCUUCAAUCCCAGCAGCCUGUAGGACCCUGGCUAGCAUCCAGUUUAUGGUUUCUGUUGUAGAGACUGGAAUUGAGUCGUAUUUUAGAAAGCACUCUUCCUCAAAUUCUAUUGAUUCUGGAGCGAAUGCGGACUGGGGCUGGGGACACAUAGUCCCAAGUGUAGCUGUCCCGGAACUAGCGCAAGAUGAAUUUGUCAACGGUUGGUGCUAUUUCCGUCUUUUGAUUUGUUUCUUUUGUUUCUUUUCGAGCCGAAAAGUAAAUUGUGUGACACCAACAGGCGGAAGAACAAACGUGUUGUGCAAAAUUAAAGAAAGAUUACCGACGGUUAUGUCCAUUGGGGUCGAUCUCGGUUGGUCAACGCGUACAAACCAAAGGCCUUGUCGUUCUCAAUCCUCACGUAAAUGAUCGUAAAUGGACAUUUUCGUAAACAGCCGCCAGAGUGGAUUAGUUGAUACGCCGAGAAAUAUCGAUCUCUUGUGGACAGCUUUGAGCACUUAAGUUUGUAUGCGGCUACAAACAGAAACAGACUCGUGAGGACAUAGCUAAGUGUCGGCCAUUCACACUUUCACCUCUUAAAAUGGCGUAUCAAUCUUCAAACAUCUUCUUGUAGAAUCCUGAAACGUAAAUACAGUCGACUCCCGAUAAUUCGAACCUUCAAGGGAAAUAGAAAAAAGUUCGAUUUAUAGGAAGUUCGAGUUAUCGAGAGUAAAAUUAUAUAGAAAACGAUCUGAAGGGAAAUGUAAAUUGCUUCGAGUUAGCGGGAGGUUCGAGUUAUAGAGGAUUCGAGUUACCGGGAUUGGACUGUAGUACUAUGCAAGAGUUCUCCCUAAGAAGUUUCAUUUGAAUGUUAACACCUUAGGAUUUCAUCCACAUGUGUAAAAGUGAGACUGAGAAAUGAUUUUGCCUUAACUUGGUCUAGGGGUGAAAAGGGUUACGUUGAAUAACGAUAUGCUGUUUAUAUAUUUUUAGAAUGUGUAGGACAGGGUGCAUUGCUUACUCUGUACACAAACAUCCUGCUGAGAUUGUCCACUUGUCAGAGUCCCGUCCAAGAGAUGUCUGUGUUAACUGAUAUAGUCACAUGGUGUACGCACAUUAAAGUCAGGUAGGUUCCGCAAGUGAAGCUGGGAUCGCAUGCUGCCUCCAUCUUUGAUUUUGAAAAAGAAAAGAAAAGGAAAAAAAAAAGUUGUGGAGAAGGAGACAACCAAAAGCGCCAAUGCGCCAUACUAGGGAUGUCCCCACUAAUUAAAAUAUAAGAAAAAUAUAUACAAAUAGAAAUAUAAAUGUUCUAGUUAUCCCUAAUAAAGCUUAAAACAUUUCUUUUAAAAGUUGCAAUACUGUUUGAUUCUCUAAUAUGAUUGGGUAACCAUUCCAUUCAUUUGAAAAAGGAGGAAGUCUGGGGAGAGUAGGUUUUGAAGUCAACAUGGCAGCCGAUACACAGAACCCAAACACCCCGUGCCCCCAAGAAAAUACCUGCGCCUUAGAUUUCAAGAAUGACAUAGAAGCAUGGUGACUAGAAAGGACACAAUAAUUAUCGAACAUGUUCAGUUUGUCGUUGAAUUUUACUUGUGGCUCAGUUAUAACUAUUUUGUACAAAUUAUUUCGGGGUUUGAAAGUGGUGGCGGUGGUAGUAGACUGCAUCGCAUCGCUUUUACUUAGGGAUUGCCUCACGGGUCAAAAUAGAUAAAUUCAUUUCCUUAUCAAGAUGAAUUUAUGCUUGCAUCACGUUUAUCACGUUUAUUAAUUUUUCAGACGCGAAUUUGAAACCAAGCUUGCUUUACUGUGGCACAAGAUUCUUCAGCUGUCCAUCAGACAAGUUUAUUACGCUGCUGGACCUUUGAAUAAUCUCACUAAACAACUGUCCUUCCUUGCAUCAACUCUUCAUACCUUAGGAGAGGAUAAAGCUUCAUCUGGUUUGCUAGGGGCCAUUGGCUUUGGAAAGAAGUCUCAGCUCAGCGUUAAGUGAGUUGUUAUAUUUCAUUUGUUUGGUAAAAGGAUUUUCUUAGGAACACUCCAAGCCUUUUAAUCUUUCAUAAAUUGCUAAUAGUGGGUACCAUAUCACUUUCCAGAAAAGAACUUGAUCGCGGCCAAGAAGAGAAAUUUCGAACGCUACACUUUCACUUUUGACCUCAGUGUAGAAAACAUCUGUCUCCGACGGAUUCGAACGCAUGAUCUCCCGACAAGCACUCUGGCGUUCAACUGUUUAGCCUCAGAUAGACUCAUUGCGGGCUCGGUCAUAAAUGGCAUGCGUUAUAAAUGCUACAGUCACUAGGGCAGUGAUAAGUAAUGAAAGGUGGCUAAAAAGUAUGGUUUUACCAUUUCUUUUACGUAUCGUUUCAGAUUCCGAUUCAUGUGCAGGGCGUUAGAAGCAUUUUUGUUGGCACAGAUGCCGUCUAACUCAUUGUUGAGAUUAGAUGCUAAAGCACCAGGAUAUGUACGAGAACCGAAAAAGGUAUACAGUAUUACCCUUCACCCCCUCAAUUCCAGACUGAAAUAUGCGGACAAACUUUGAGUCUGUGGAUUGAAACCUUUUGUGCGGGCAUGUACAUGAAGCCUCGCUGUUAAUUCUUUCUCAUGGCACUGCUUACUUUUCAAAAUUUUGCCAACGAGAUGUAUUUAAGUUAUUUUGAUUAUGGAAUUCCUACAGUGUAAAGCGGUUUUUUAAUCAUCGCCUUACUGAGGAGAAGAAAUGCAAGUAAACUUUGUCAAGGUCCGUUAAGCCCCUGCCUAAGUGGCUCAUGUUGUUCGUUCGAUUAAAUUGAUGUAUUGGUGCAUUUGCGCUUUCUUUUCCAUUAGGUCUCCUCGCUACAACUUGUGUAAUGCAGUUUGUCUUAUCUGUAAUAUGUUCGUAUCACUUUGUUUCACUAUGGCUUCCAGUGUAUCUCUGUGACUCAUGUUUCAUCCUAUCUAACCUGACUCGUUUCUAUUUGUAUCGCACGUGGAGGACGGAACGCGAGGAGUGAUGGGAAGGAGGAAAAUGAAAAGGAGAGCGCCGGUCUCGCCGCUCACUUCCGCCUUCCUGGAAUCACCCCUGCCUUGCUCUACCCUCGACCACGCAUCUCUCGUUAAUAUUAGGGACCUUAAGAUCUGAGGACGGCGACGGCAUCGUAAACGUCUCUUAAAAGUGAAUUUGCGUGCUCUCAAUCUUCAUGCCGAUUAUUCCAAGUCACUUACCUUGUGAAAUGUUGGCGAACUCUCCUGCAGUUGAAUUCCUCAGAACCAUAUUCCAGACAAAAAAUGGAGAGAAAAAUUUCGUAAUUGCUUGUUCACGUCCUCCAUUAAACGUGAAACAAGGAAUUUUCACAUCGUAGCCGUGCAGUGACGGCAAAGAAAUGUGCAGCAUUGCGUGUUUAACUUAUUGCUUAUUUGAAGUUGUCGUUGCCGUCGUCCGAUCUUAAGAUUUGUAUAAAUAGGAGACUGACAGAUGACUGCUACGUAACGCUUAAGCUUGUUUUAUUUUUGUUAAGGCCAAACAGCUAGCACCAGGAGGAAGAAUCGUUACAUCCACUGCUGAAGCCGAGCAAGCACUUUCUAACCUGGAAGCUUUACGAGUUAGUAAACAGUACGCUUCCCUCGCGGAGUAUAUCAUAGAAGCUCAUUCCUUCAUAGCAAAUCCUCUGCAUUCCCUCAUGGAGGGGCCAAAAUUUGUUGUUAAGCUCGUGCAGCAGCUUUUUCCAGAUGAAAGAGCUUUGGAUAUAAUUGGCUUCUACGACGCCCCGGCAGCCAAACCUUAAAGAAAAAUCUUCACGAUGUGGCAGAAUUGGUAUAAACUGAAUGCGAAAGUCAUCGCAAUGGGCCAAUCAGAACUAGGAUUACAGCAAUAACAUCGCGGCUUCCCGGGUACAGCGCGGGAAAUGCCUAGCAACCACAUCAUGAUUGUUUUGGGAUUCCUAAUUGAUUGGCUAGUGGAAAGUUGGCGGGAAAUCUUCAAGCCAAUGGCGAAACGAGGAAAUGCAAGCGGAAAAAAUUCGCUUUGGACACUCGAUCAGCUAAAUAAUGCUCUGAGGUGGAACUAACUUCACUGAAUUUUCAGUGAAUUUGAAUUUCACAUUAGUUAAAUUUCAAUGAAUUUGUAAAGCAUGACUAUCCAAGUCAACUUUGUACCCUUUAGGGCCUGUAUGACGGCGCUGUCUUUGUUUAAUAGAAAAGGUCUAUUAGGUUCAGUAAGAACUGCAGUAUGCCGUUCGAUAAAGUCGAAUAAUGACACACAUGAUUUAUAUUUUAGAGAUAGAUUAUAUUAAUGUUGGUCUCCCUCGGGACCAAAUAGAAACUGUUGUAUAAUAGUUAAGAAACUUUCAGUUAAAUUUCCGGUACACAGUAUGACGGUGCUCUUUUCCUCUUUUUUAAUCGGGGAACUGCAUUUCUUUUACGCACACCCCGAAGCGAGAGAGGACGAUUUGGAUGAACCAACAAUCUCUUUUCCGAACAUGAGUAAAGCGCCUUUUAUGGUUAACAUAAAUUUAUAUAUUAGCUGCGAUCGAGGGUCCGUUUGCAUCAAGAAAGGGAACUUAAGAUUGAGUGGGGUUUCUAAACAACUAUUCUCUUUUUCGAAAUAUUUUUUUGUGUUUUCUUUGCUUCCUAUAUCCCUCGACCCGCCCGCUUUGGCUGGGUUAUCCCUCAUAUCAUGCGAGAAAAUUUUCCGGAAAAAAGAGAAUGGUUUCAGAUAAUUCGCACUUAAUCCAGGACUAAUGGCCUGUUUACAUGGAGUUGGGGGACCCCAUGUAGGUGAGAGCCCUUUAAGGUGGGUAAUUCGCCUGUCAAUCUCAUAUAUUCACCCCACCUAUCAUGUAAACGUGAUCAAAUUAAAAUGAAAGAUAAUAUGGACAGGCUGAUUACACCACCUAUCUGGGGCCCCACCUCCAUCUAAACAGGCACUAGAUCUUAAGUUGCAUUGUGCAAUAAGCCGUAAACGGAAACUCGCCUGCUGUAAAUAAAUCCCAUUCCAUGGAAUAUUGGUAGCUCCAUAAACCAUCAUAAAGUCACUUUUCAAAAAUAUUAUUCUUUUUAUUAUUUAGAAUUUACAAGUGUCAAAAAACCAUGUAACUUCCUACACCUUUUCCUUGCACUGGUUUUUGACCCGGCACUAGUACCAACAAAACCUUUAACGACCUAGAUUGUCCGGCAUAAACACUCAAUACUUGCUUUAUAGAACCCAGCAGCUUCCAAGUUACCAACGCAAAUAAAUGUUGUGACUUUUUCUACUCGAGUUGUACGAUUUGCGAUUCACGAAUUUCCAUUUUAAAACAAACAUUUGAAAUAUAGCGGUAUUUCACUUGCCUAAUGACUGAACAAACUAUACACUACCAGUUUAUACCCGUUUUAAUCAGGUCAUGGGUCUAUCAGUAUUAACUGCAAGCAAGCUCAAUUUUGUGUGUUAGGCGCGAAGGCAAGUGUUUAACCAAGUAAGUCACGCGGAAAUCUUAGGGAUC
Molecule: messenger RNA, 38825 nt
Organism: Porites lobata
Lineage: Eukaryota; Metazoa; Cnidaria; Anthozoa; Scleractinia; Poritidae
Source: the annotation of a GenBank genome assembly